AUGGGCAAUUCAUUGGUUACUGCUACGUACUGUGAUCUGAACCCAAUGGCAAUGCAAGUAGUGCAAGGGAAAUGGCCUCCUCCUGUCAGCUACACAUUGAAACAGAAACAUAACGACAGAACAGAAAAUGAAGUUGCUGAAUCAAAUGACUGGAUGAGCCCUGGAUAUGCUAAUGCUGGCAGCAGCCCAGUUCCUACACCCCCUUCAGGGAAAGGUUUAAAAGCAUCCACCAAGCCUAAGGCUACGAAGGGCCAGAAAUCUGGUCCUCAGACCCCUUUGGGUUUUGGUUCUCCGGGCAAUCCUUCUACUCCUGUUGGUGGCUGCCGCUAUGAUAGCUCCCUCGGGCUCUUGACAAAGUUCCUGAACUUGCUAAAAGGUGCACCUGGUGGCAUUGUUGAUCUGAAUAAUGCUGCAGAAACUCUAGAGCUGAUCACAGCUGAAAUGUUGAUCACAGCUGUUCAUCUACUACCACACAGCUAA
Zea mays is the source of this 480-nucleotide messenger RNA. RefSeq names its product transcription factor E2FA-like. Gene Ontology annotation, molecular function: DNA-binding transcription factor activity, RNA polymerase II-specific; RNA polymerase II cis-regulatory region sequence-specific DNA binding. Gene Ontology annotation, cellular component: RNA polymerase II transcription regulator complex. The coding region runs from base 1 to 480 and encodes 159 amino acids. Gene Ontology annotation, biological process: regulation of transcription by RNA polymerase II. NCBI's taxonomy places the organism in Eukaryota, Viridiplantae, Streptophyta, Magnoliopsida, Poales, Poaceae. The transcript is spliced from 4 exons. The record is from RefSeq and is a predicted model, not a curated record.